Molecule: messenger RNA, 3537 nt
Organism: Hemicordylus capensis (graceful crag lizard)
Lineage: Eukaryota; Metazoa; Chordata; Lepidosauria; Squamata; Cordylidae
Gene: ANKRD13A
Product: ankyrin repeat domain 13A
Exons: 16
Coding region: 40-2115 (691 amino acids)
Cellular component (GO): cytoplasm
Molecular function (GO): protein binding
Source: RefSeq, a predicted model, not a curated record
GCCUCCCAUCGGCCUGGGACCGCGGUGCCCUCAGCCAUCAUGGCCGCCAUCCGGGAAACGGGAGGAGUGGCUGCCCGGACCCAACAUGGCGCCGGAGGCUUCGCGAGAGAACCGCCGAGGGCAGGGUGGUUGUUGCCCGGAGCGGUCGCCACUGUCGCGUCACCGCCGAGUCCUGGGCCAGCCCCAGAGGCCGCCCCGCGGGGCGUGGGGAGGGAGCCGGGCCGCGAUUCCCCUCCUGCGCCUCCCCGGGCCCCCUCCCUGGUCUCCAGAGGCCGGUGGUGCUGGGCUCCCUGGCCGGGGUUAAAGUUGAAAGGAGGGGAGACCAGGAGGGUGCACAGGAUGAGCAGCCUCAGCGACCGGUUCCCUUUGCACGACUUGGUCUGGAAGAACGACUACCGGCAGCUGGAAAAGGCCCUGGAGAACCAGCAGGAUGUGGACCAGACGGACCCCCGUGGCCGGACCUCGCUGCACCUGGCCGUGUCGUUGGGGUACAUCGAGUCUGCCAGAGUCCUGCUGAGCCACAAGGCAGACGUCACCAAAGAAAACGCGCAGGGGUGGACGGUCCUGCAUGAGGCUGUGAGCACCGGAGAUCCAGAGAUGGUCCACAUGAUCCUGCAGCACCGGAAUUACCAGCAAACGUCUGCCACCCUUGGGGGCGUGCCAGAGUUGCUUCAGAAAAUCAAGGAGACUCCGGAUUUUUACGUGGAAAUGAAAUGGGAAUUCACCACCUGGGUCCCGCUGCUUUCCCGGCUUUGCCCCAGCGACGUCUGCCGCAUCUGGAAGAGCGGCACAAAGCUACGAGUGGAUAUCACGUUGCUGGAAUUUAAAAACAUGAGCUGGGGACGUGGAAAGCGCAGCUUGAUCUUCAGGGGGGAAGAAACCGGGCACUGGGCAGAGCUGAUCGAAGUGAACCACGACGAGAAGGUGGUGGCCACGGAGCACUUUGAGAUCAGCCGGCAGAUCAAGUGCCUGACCCUGGACGCCAUGAGCCCCGAGAGCAAGGAGGUGGAGAGGCGCCUCACCUCCCCCAUCCUCAGCACCUCUUUGGAUACGAAGAACAUCGCCUUCGAGAGAAAUAUGUCUGGUUUCUUGGUCUGGAGAACGGAGAGGAGCGAAGUGGUGAAUGACUACGAAGCAAAGGUCUACACGGCAAACAACGUGAACAUGGUGACCAAGGUCCGAACCGAACACUUGACGGAAGAGGAGAAGAGGAGAUACAGAGAGGACCGGCACCCGCUCGAGUUCUUCCUGGGAACCAUACAGCACGAGUACGGAGCCCAGCAGGACCUCACGACGGAAUAUGCCACGGCCAACAACCCCACGGCCAUCACUCCGGAGGAAUACUUCAACCCCGCGUUUGACCUGAAAGACCGGGACGUGGGGAGGCCCAAAGAAGUGGCCGUCCAGACGCGGAAGUUUAAAGCAAACUUGUGGAUGUCCGAGGAGUUCCCCCUCUCCCUCGUGGAGCAGGUCUCCCCCAUCAUCGACCUGAUGGCCAGGACCAGCGCCCAUUUUGCUCGCCUCAAGGACUUCAUCACCUUGGACUUCCCACCCGGAUUCCCCGUCAAAAUCGAGAUCCCCUUAUUCCAUAUCGUGAACGCUCAGAUCACCUUUGGAAACGUGAACGCCUGCAGCACUGCAGAAGAGGCGGCGCCCCAGGCGCUCCGAGGGAGCCAGCAGCGGCAGCCGUCGGCCUCUGCCUUUGUUGUUGACCAGUCCGUCUUUGAGGUCCCCAAAUCCUACCACGCUCAAGACGACGGCAGGAACAUCCGGGUGCAGGACGAAGACAACGAGAUCCUGCAGUUCGCCAUCCAGCAGAGCCUGAUGGAAUCCCGCUGCAGCAGAGAGGCCUUGGGCACAGAUUCCAACGGGGCAGCUUCUUAUUCGCAGGACCUCGACCUCCAGUAUCAAAGGGCCUUGCAGGAGAGCUUCCGGGCCAGCUCGAGCCCCGCGGCGGCUCCCCCGAGAGAGAGCGCCAGCCUCGACCGGGACUUGCAGCUGGCCCUGGCGCUCUCCGUCCAGGACCAGAAGGAGCUGGAGCAGCAGCGGCAGGCGGCGGCGGCGGAGGCGGCGGAGCUGGAGGAGGCUCUGCAGCGCUCCCUCCUGGAGAAGUAGAGGGUUGCUGCCGCUGCCGCCGCCGCUGCCAUGACACCCCAGCCCAGCCCGUGAAAGGAGGAGGAGAGGGACCUGCUCGCCUGGGCCUGCCUCGCCUCAGCAGCUGCUGCCCGCGGCUUCCAUCAGCCCGUGAACGUGGUGCCAUCCAGAUCUGCCCUCCUCCUCUUGCAUGCUGCCACCUCUGGGCUGGAAGGGAAACUUCCUCCGCGAACUGCCUCCACCUGGCCGGCCCAGAUGCCUCUCCGAGAGGCCGGCCGGCAUCCUUGCCUGCCGCGGGAAUUGCAGGGAGGGGAGCCACUCGAGCUGGGCGUGACUUGCCUCGUGGCCUACCCAGGACCCAUCUCAGCCAGCAGGCCCUUUUCGAAAAACAAACCAACCCUAACUGUGGAGGGAGAGGGAGAGCCGUCUGCCUAGGACCCCCUUUUCCUUCCACCCCUUAACCCUAAUCCCAGUGGUUUGCCUCUCUGUAGCAGUUGCUGGCCAGCCCCUUCUCACACUCCAACAGGGAAAGUCUCUGACCUGAACGGGGUGCUUUGGAAGGUUGCUGCUGCUUUUUUUUUGUUUUUGUUUUGUUUUUGUUUUUUUAAACAUUUGUGGGGAACCACUCUGAAUGCCCACAGGAAAGGGAACCAAGGGCCUGCUGAAAGUGGGUUUCUGUCAACCAAAAGGGAAAUCCAUGUUGCCUUCCUAGACUGCAGAGCGUCUCUGUGUCUGUUUUAAGAUUUGUACAACUGCCCAUGAGGACUAGCAUCUUGAGCAAUACAGGAAUAUAUAUGUUUGUGUGUGUGUAAAAAUAUAAUCUCUUUGUCAUCCCUCCUGUGGGCAAUGGAUUAGAGCAGGAGUGCCAGCACCUCCCCCCAAGACAGUCAGCAAAUCUACCCGGUUCUUCCUCCUCCCUUUCCUUCCCCCUCGCCCGUUGUUUCAGGAAACCUGUCCGGCGGGGGUGCGGAUGGCCAGGGACACACAGGCAGGGCCUGUGAAGGCAGCAGUGGGCAGGCUUCCAGCCACGGCUGCUGCUUGCCCGUGUCCCUUUUAACUUUCUUUGAGGCACCCUCCGACUGAGGGAGGCCAGCACUUCAGGAGUGGGCGCUCUCAGCUCUCUCAGCAGGAGCAGUUCCUCCUCCUCCGCAUCGCUCGUGGCGGGAGCCCUCCCUCUUGCUGCUCGGGCCGGGCACAGGAGCAGCCUCUGCUCACCAUCCGUGUGCAAGAGACAUGCCAAUCACUCAGCAAAGCAGCCUGCCGCUGCCGCCUGGUUCUAACUUUUCCUCCUCUGCCGCCGGCUGCCCAGGGAAGGGCAGGGUCAGGGCUCUGGGCGUUGAGUGGCGCUCUCCAGGCACUUCCGGGGAAUGUGUAACUUAAGCUUAGAUUUCACUCCGAAAUAAAGAGCAAUGCUCCUUUUGAAGAGCACUGUCGCUGCUCAGA